GCCAAACAUGAAGGGACUUUGACACUGGCAGUCUCUCUUUCUGAUACUGCUGCGAAUUCUGCAACAAAAGCUGCGAUGGCCUCUUAUUCUGUAGCAUCUUCUUCAAAAGCUGCUGAGGCUGGAACUUCCGUUUCUGCGACUGCAGAUGUGGCUGCCGCUUCCCGAGUUUGGAGAUAUGAUGUUUUCUUGAGUUUUAGAGGUGAGGAUGUUCGGAAUAACUUUGUAAGCCAUCUGUACAAGGCUUUGACAGAAAAAGGAAUUAAAACCUGCAAAGAUGAUGUGAAACUUGACAAAGGAGAAACAAUCACUCCAUCACUCCUUCAAGCGAUUGAGGAUUCAAGGUUUUGUGUAGUAGUUUUUUCUAAGAACUAUGCUGAUUCCACUUUUUGCUUGGAUGAACUUGGGAAGAUUGUUGAACGUAUCCCAGAUCCUAAGAAAGAUACAAAGACUGAUGUACUGAAAAAUUCAAAAACAAAAGCCAGAGAUGCAGUUUUGCCAAUUUUUUACAACGUUGACCCAUCGGAGGUGAGCAAGCAAACCGGUGUAUUUGGAGAAGGAUUUGCUAAAUCAAAACUGAAAUUUCCUGAGAUGGUUGAGCGUUGGACAUUAGCUCUUACAAAGGCUGGCAACAUGUCUGGAUGGGAUGCACGAAACAGAGAGGAAGCGAUUCUUAAUUGAUUGAAUA
Molecule: messenger RNA, 685 nt
Organism: Jatropha curcas
Lineage: Eukaryota; Viridiplantae; Streptophyta; Magnoliopsida; Malpighiales; Euphorbiaceae
Source: RefSeq, a predicted model, not a curated record